Messenger RNA from Lacerta agilis (Sand lizard), 1396 nucleotides. RefSeq names its product beta-chimaerin. Gene Ontology annotation, molecular function: GTPase activator activity. The transcript is spliced from 7 exons. The record is from RefSeq and is a predicted model, not a curated record. Lineage: Eukaryota; Metazoa; Chordata; Lepidosauria; Squamata; Lacertidae. Gene Ontology annotation, biological process: positive regulation of GTPase activity; signal transduction. Bases 103 to 1323 code for a protein of 406 amino acids.
AGGUGGAGCGGAGUUGCUCCACUGCAUGAAUCCAGGCUAUUGUUUCAGGCACACGUCUGCUUUAAAGAGAACUAUCACAAAGCAGACCCGUUACUCAUUCAGAUGCAGAAGCUCCUUCCAUCACACAAGACAGCCCAUUCAAGUCACAUGCCAGAGGUCUCGGCAGAAUGGGCUGCUGCAGCUGCUUCGAAUCUGCUGUCCAACAUUAGAAGCAGUUGGACGAACCUGACAGCAGUCAGCCUCCCGGCCUCUGAGGAAGGAGGAGGAGGAGGAGGAGGAGAAGGAGAAGACAGAGAGAAUCUCUGGGAUCCGAGCUGCACUAUGUUUGCAGAGGAGUUGUGGCUUGAAAAUGAGAAAGCCUGCGCCGCAGUGGUUCACAAAUCUAAGCGAGGAAGGAACCGCCAGGAGCUGCUGGCAGUGGCUUUGGGGGUGAAAAUGGGAGUCAAGGGAGCGCUCUUGUGGCAACCUCUCAAACUCUUUGCCUAUUCACAGAUCACCUCUUUGGUCCGGAGAGCGGCAUUAACACAAAAUGACAACCAUUUCAACUAUGAAAAAGCACACAAUUUUAAGGUCCACACGUUCCGAGGUCCACAUUGGUGUGAAUACUGUGCCAACUUCAUGUGGGGACUCAUUGCUCAGGGAGUCAGAUGCUCAGACUGUGGAUUGAACGUACACAAACAGUGUUCAAAAUACGUCCCCAAUGACUGCCAGCCAGACCUCAAGAGGAUCAAACGAGUCUACUGCUGUGACCUCACCACACUAGUGAAGGCCCACAAUUCACAGAGACCCAUGGUAGUGGACAUAUGUAUUCGAGAAAUCGAAGCAAGAGGUUUGAAGUCAGAAGGGAUUUACAGAGUCUCGGGGUUCACUGAACACAUUGAAGAUGUCAAAAUGGCCUUUGAUCGAGAUGGUGACAAGGCAGACGUCUCUGCCAACAUAUACCCAGACAUAAAUAUUAUUGCUGGAGCACUGAAGUUGUAUUUCAGAGAUCUGCCUAUCCCGGUUAUCACCUAUGAUACGUAUUCCAAGUUUAUAGAUGCAGCAAAGCUCCCCAAUCCUGAUGAAAGACUAGAAGCUGUCCACGAAGUGUUGAUGUUACUUCCUGCAGCACACUACGAGACUCUUAGAUACUUGAUGAUUCAUCUCAAAAAGAUUACCAUGAAUGAAAAAGACAAUUUUAUGAAUGCUGAAAAUUUGGGAAUAGUGUUUGGACCUACUUUAAUGAGACCCCCAGAAGACAGCACCCUUGCUACGCUCAAUGACAUGCGGUACCAGAAACUCAUUGUGCAAAUAUUGAUAGAAAAUGAAGAUGUUUUGUUUUAAAUGAACAAAGCUGUAAACUCAUAGCCAUCUGCUAUGAAAAAGCAAGUUUAAAGGGAAAACAAAUUCCCAUAAG